Messenger RNA from Arabidopsis lyrata subsp. lyrata, 1737 nucleotides. Its product is annotated as transcription factor MYB61. NCBI's taxonomy places the organism in Eukaryota, Viridiplantae, Streptophyta, Magnoliopsida, Brassicales, Brassicaceae. Gene Ontology annotation, biological process: regulation of stomatal movement. Bases 385 to 1410 code for a protein of 341 amino acids. The record is from RefSeq and is a predicted model, not a curated record. The transcript is spliced from 4 exons.
UCUAUAAAAUAGAUAAAAUCAUAUCAUUUUUCUGUUUCCUGAUAUAUUAUAUUUUAUUUUACAUAAAUUUAUUUCACUUUUCAAUCACUGAUUAGCUUAUUCUAAAAUACUACCAAUGAGCUAGAACCGAAAAAAAAAAAAAAAUUGACUCGAGUAAACUUCAACGUACCAAAACAAAAACCCUUUUGUUUAUAUUCCCCAAAUCCUCCUCUCCUUUUCUCAUCUUCUAACUUCAAACUUUCUCUAUCUUUCUCUCUCACCUCAUAUUAUGAACUAAAGAUUUCUCUGAAAGCUGACUUCAUAAACUUUUUCUGAAGAAGAAAACACAAAAACGAUCGAUCUUGAAUUGAUUCUUUCUUUGUAAUUUUAUUUACAUAUAUAUAGAUGGGGAGACAUUCAUGCUGUUAUAAACAGAAACUGAGGAAAGGACUUUGGUCUCCUGAAGAAGAUGAGAAGCUUCUUCGUUACAUCACUAAGUAUGGUCAUGGUUGCUGGAGCUCUGUCCCUAAACAAGCUGGUUUGCAGAGAUGUGGAAAAAGCUGUAGAUUAAGAUGGAUAAAUUAUUUAAGACCAGAUUUGAAGCGAGGAGCAUUUUCUCAAGAUGAAGAAAAUCUCAUUAUUGAACUUCAUGCCGUUCUUGGCAAUAGGUGGUCUCAGAUAGCUGCACAACUUCCUGGAAGAACCGACAAUGAAAUCAAGAAUCUUUGGAAUUCUUGUUUGAAGAAGAAAUUGAGGCUGAGAGGAAUUGACCCGGUUACACACAAGCUCUUAACCGAAAUCGAAACCGGCACAGAUGACAAACCCAAACCGGUUGAGAAGAGUCAACAGACCUACCUUGUUGAGACUGAUGGUUCCUCUAGUACCACUACUUGCAGUACUAACCAAAACAACAACACUGAUCAUCUUUAUACCGGAAAUUUCGGUUUUCAACGGUUAAGUCUAGAAAACGGUUCAAGAAUCGCAACCGGUUCUGACCUCGGCAUCUGGAUUCCCCAAACCGGAAGAAACCAUCAUCAUCAUGUCGAUGAAACCAUCCCUAGUGCAGUGGUGUUACCCGGUUCAAUGUUCUCUUCCAGUUUAACCGGUUACAGAUCAUCCAAUCUCGGUUUAAUUGAAUUGGAAAACUCAUUCUCUACCGGGCCAAUGAUGACAGAGCAUCAGCAACUUCAAGAGAGUAACUACAACAAUUCAACAUUCUUUGGAAAUGGGAAUCCGAACUGGGGAAUAACAAUGGAGGAAAAUCAAAAUCCAUUCACAAUAUCGAAUAAUUCGUUACAGAAUCAUUCAAAUUCGUCGUUAUACAGUGAUAUAAAAUCAGAGACCAAUUUUUUUGGUACAGAGGCUACAAAUGUUGGUAUGUGGCCAUGUAACCAGCUCCAGCCUCAGCAACAUGCAUAUGGCCAUAUAUAAAUCUUCUUGUAUAUUAUAAGAGAUGAUGGUGUCGAUCAAAAUCCGGUGGUGUUGGUCAAGAGAUGAGACGAAGAUGAAGACACUGUAAACAAAAUGGUGGUGAUGAUGAUGAGAUCCAGUGACGGAUGAGGAGAUGAUGAGAUCUAAUGACAAAUUUUGUUUAGAUUUAAAGAUAGAUUAAGUAGUUUUGAUUUGAUUUAUGUUUCGAUUUGAACCCUUGGGUUUACUAGAUAGUAUCCCCUAGGGUUUAGCUUCUUUAUUCAAAACACAAUUGAUUGAAUUCAUGGGAUCGGAAAAGAUGUUAGCGGCGGAGGUUUUGUGUUUCGG